Messenger RNA from Punica granatum (pomegranate), 1784 nucleotides. The record is from RefSeq and is a predicted model, not a curated record. Lineage: Eukaryota; Viridiplantae; Streptophyta; Magnoliopsida; Myrtales; Lythraceae.
CUCUUCCUGUCAUGACUACUGUCUACAGAAGAAGCGGUCGAUGAUACCAAAACUGAGGAAGAGGCAGAGCUUCAGAGCUCUCUCCCGCAAUUCCCAUGGCUCCUUCCCUCUCCUCCCUCUUCCUCUCCCACCAAACCCACUCCUACCCUUCUCUGGUCAGCCCCACUCCCUCCAUUUCCCCCCGGCUCGGCCCGCAUAUCCGCCCCGGAACCCUAGCGUUCUCUGCCCCUAAUCGUCCCUCUUCCUCCUCCUCGUCGUCUUCGUCGACCCAGAACCAGAAUCCCAUCCAAGAAGACCCGAGCUCGACCCAGAAGCCGCCAUCUCCGUCCGAGAGGAAGUCCUUCGCCGUGGCCACGGGGGAGCUGUUCCUCGGCCUCGCCUCGCGGCUUAUUAAGAGAAGUAACAGCAAGAGGAGCCCCGGCGGCAACAAUCCUCUGCCCACGCUCGAUGGUGGGAAUAACGGUACGGUUAGGAGGAAUGACAGUAAGGAGAGAAUUGGGGUGGUAAUGGAGGAUGAGAUAGAGCCGGAGGUGAUCUGGGAGCAGAGAGUUAAAGACGUGGAGGCUGAGAAGAAGCGGAGAGUGGUCACCAGCCCCGGGUUCAGCUUCUCCGCCGCCGGGCUCUUGUUCCCUUAUCAUCUUGGCGUCGCUCAGUUCCUUAUCGAGAAAGGUUACAUUAAGGAUACAACGCCAUUGGCGGGUUCAUCGGCUGGUGCCAUUGUGUGUGCAGUCAUUGCUUCGGGAGAGAGCAUGGAAGAGGCUUUGAGAGCUACGAAGAUACUGGCCGAUGAUUGUCGCAGCAGAGGAACUGCAUUUCGACUCGGGGCCGUUCUCCGUGAAGUUCUAGACAAAUUUCUUCCCGAAGAUGUUCACAUCAGGUCAAAUGGCAGGGUUCGUGGUACGCGUGCACUUUCAUUCUGUAGUUUGCCAUCUGCAAUUGCUGUGACGCAGAUCCUCUGGAGGCCUCGAGGCUUAUUGGUGGAUCAAUUUGACUCGAAGGAAGACCUGAUCAAUGCUGUAUUCACCUCUUCCUUCAUCCCGGGAUAUCUUGCUCCAAGGCCAGCUACGAUGUUUCGUAACAGGUUAUGCAUUGAUGGGGGUUUAACUUUAUUUAUGCCGCCAACAUCUGCUGCACAGACGGUUCGGGUUUGUGCCUUCCCAGCUUCUCAGUUGGGCCUUCAGGGGAUCGGCAUUAGCCCAGACUUGAACCCAGAUUAUCAGGCCACCCCCAGGGAGCUGUUCAACUGGGCCCUUGAGCCCGCACAAGAUGUUAUCCUCGACAGGCUCUUCGAGCUCGGGUAUCUCGACGCAUCGGUCUGGGCAGAGUCAAACCCAGCUGCAGAAAUAGUCCAAGACGACUUCCCUCUAGCCGAAAAUAGCACAUCAAAAUAACCCACCGUGGAGGUAUCAUGAGAUCGCGUAGGACUUCCAUUUCCUAUUCAACAUCAUGGAGGAGCUCGUUUCUUGCAGUACAAGUGAGGAGAACGAGUGGUAAGUAAGGUAGCACAGAAGCGCCGGGUGGUAAAUAGGUAAAAAAGUUUCUAUACAAAAAGAAAGAAUUAGGUCCCUACAUGUGAAGCAAAUAAAGUUUACAGUAAGAUAUGGACGUUGACUUGAGAUAUUGGUGACACUGAAGGCCUUCAUUCAUGUGUCAAGCUCAAAAGUGGGCACUUGUUUACGUUCCUAGAGGCUUUGCUUUUCAUUAUUCCUCUUCAAGACAACCUUUCUGAAACUAAACUCACUCUUUAUUUAUUUAUUUAAUAAUAAAUAUAAUUUUUUCUGGCA